Dothidotthia symphoricarpi CBS 119687 is the source of this 4717-nucleotide messenger RNA. RefSeq names its product nonribosomal peptide synthase GliP-like protein. Gene Ontology annotation, cellular component: cytoplasm. NCBI's taxonomy places the organism in Eukaryota, Fungi, Ascomycota, Dothideomycetes, Pleosporales, Dothidotthiaceae. Gene Ontology annotation, biological process: amino acid activation for nonribosomal peptide biosynthetic process; secondary metabolite biosynthetic process. The record is from RefSeq and is a predicted model, not a curated record. The transcript has 2 exons. Gene Ontology annotation, molecular function: phosphopantetheine binding; catalytic activity. Bases 136 to 4470 code for a protein of 1444 amino acids.
GCAGUGUCGAUAUCAUCGAGGGACACGAGAUCAUCUGACCGUCCGAGCACGCCGUCAAGCAGUCGAUGGUCGCAUUCAGUGACCACCAAAGAAAACCAAGGCUACGCGAUCGAUAAAUCGGUUCCCCUAUCAUCAAUGCCCCGAAAGGCUCCACUAACUGAGCUUCAACUACACUUCAUCCAUGGGUCUCUCAAACAACCCGGGACUAACUUUAUCGUCCACUCGGAAAUGUACGACACGGUCAUGAUUCCACGUCUGAAAGACGCGUGGAAGAAGGUGAUCGAAUCUGAAACAAUCUUCAACCAAGACUUUCCAGAGCAUGAAUCCCUGGACAAAGGUCUCAAGGGCUUCAACUGGUCGGAGUCUAGAAUGCCGGACGACGCCCCGGACAGUCAGAUGCCCCAAGUCAUCGGCUCAUUCUUUUGGGUCACACCUGUUGGGAAUUCCUCAAAAAAGGCGUUGAGCAGACUCACAUGGACUGUUCAUCACUGUUUGAUAGAUGGUUACUCGGCAUCCAUCAUUUUCGACAAGGUGUUGCGCACGGUAAAUGGAGAUCUCACAGUCUCGGCUGGACCCUCAUUCCGGCUCUUUACCGAAGAGUUUGAGUUACUGAGGUCAGCUAGGAAAGAGCUUGGGAAGGCUUACUGGGCUCGCCAGGAGGACACACUGAGCCAAGCACGUCAUGAUCUACUCCUUCCACCAGCCUAUCCUCACAAUGAAUACGCUGGCAGUUCAAGUGUCGCUAUCGAUAUUUCGGCUAUCGCGCAAGACAUCCAGGCCAAAGCUAAGAAUGCCGAUGUUACACCCGCCACUCUUUUCUACGCAGCAUGGGCGAUGACAUUAUCAUCAUUCACCGAUGCCGAAGUUGUUGCAUUUGGUGCGGUUUUAUGUGGACGAAACCUCCCAGUACCUGGUGCUCUCGAAGUGAUAGGUCCUGUGUUGAACGUCCUUCCCUUCUCGAUCUCCACUAUUGGGACGAUGACGUCGGUUGAAUUUCUUCAAUUGACGUUCCACAAAUUGAUCGAACUUGAGGAAUACCAAUGGACGACUCCAGAACAUGGAUUUGACCGUAGCUUCGAAAGUGCGCUUAGUGUCCAAGUGUGCUUACCUGACUCUCGCGAAUUGCGCAUACAACCCCUUGGCCGAAUGACACGUCAAGAGCACGAAGUGCCCCUUGGCCUCACGAUAGACCCCCUCCGGGAAGUUGCCUUGGACUAUCACGUCAACCGAUUUACGAAGCAGAACAUGCAACACCUUGCGGAAACCUAUCGCCUGACACUCGAGCUACUACUCGACGGCAAUCGUACUGUGGAUGAUAUCCGCAGAAGUUCGACUCCCCAAUCCCACAUACAAACACUUCAACAAUUUGGUAACUGUUCCCCAUCGACUUUAGUUCAAAGCAUUCAGGAUGAUUUGGUUACGUUAUUCGAGCGGAGAGCACGAGACAUACCUGGCCAUGUUGCUCUGGAAAAGGGGUGCGAUAAGAUGUCCUAUCGGGAGAUGGACCUUUACGCAUCCAAGGUUGCCGCUCGACUUCAGAGCCAUAUCGAGAAAGGGGAAAUCGUGUGCAUCUACUCUGACAGAUCACUCCUCUGGUUGUGCGCGGUGUUUGGUAUUCUCAAGGCAGGUGGUGUCUAUUGCUCAAUGGACCCUACCGAGCCGCAGGAGGUGCGCAACAGAAAGUUUAGUUUGUCGGGUUCCAAAGUUUUCAUCACAUCCACGGCAUGCCAGCUGUCAGCAGUACCUGAAGUCUGCGCAGUAUCAUUCACAAUCCAAAGCACCGUGGAAUCACCGGAUUUUGCAGAUUGGGGACAUCGCCAAGUUCCUGAGCCUCAAUCUCCGGCUUAUGUGUGCUUCACAUCUGGAUCAACAGGCACCCCGAAAGGUGUGCUCUGUACACAUGCUGGACUGGUGGCUUUUCAGUCCUCGCUGGACGUCCGAUUGUUCGCCGCACCGGGCCGAAGGAUCGCCCACAUUAUGUCUGUCGCGUUUGACGGAAGCAUCCACGAGAUAUUCUCUGCUCUGACGCAUGGAGCUACAUUGGUUUUACCCUCUGGCUCUGAUCCAUUUGGACACCUUCAUUCGGUGGAUGCGGCCAUCUUGACACCGUCCUUAGCUCGGCUACUUGACCCCAAUGAAUUCAAGCAUCUCAAAUGGGUUUACUUCGUUGGAGAGCCGGUGCCACAAGCUGUUUGCGACCGCUGGGCUUCGGUCAAGCAACUAUACAACAUGUACGGCCCGACAGAGGGCACUUGCGGAGCCACCAUCAAACGCCUCCUACCUCGACAGCCGGUUACUAUUGGUAUUCCGAACAAUACCACUAGAGUGUACAUUUUGACAACGAGACAAUCAGAGCCGUCGAAGAAAACUCUUUGCCCUCCUGGUGUCAUCGGCGAGCUGUAUCUCGCUGGAGUCCAAAUCGCCAAUGGCUACCUUGACAUGCCAGAGCAGACACGUGAACGCUUCCUACCUGAUUCAGUUUGGCCAUCAGGCGUGGGCGAGAUGAUGUACAGAACGGGGGAUAGGGGUUACUGGACCGAGGAGGGCGAGGUGGCCCUUCUCGGGCGCAACGAUCGAGAAAUCAAGCUAAGAGGGUACCGAUUAGAUAUGGGAGACCUGGAAAUCCGUAUCGCACGAGCAUAUCCUCUUCUGCAAGCCGUUGCUGUUGCACGUCGCCAGGACCAGCUCAUUGCCAUGGUCCAACCUUUGGAUAUCAACGUAGGAGACCUUCGAGACCAACUUCGAAAGGUGCUCCCACAAUACGCUAUGCCUCAUAUCAUCGCGCCCGUGGACAAACUUCCCGUCACUGCUGCGGGUAAAACUGACUACAAAGCCGUCGCCGAGGCGGAUCCUCCACGACGAUCAGAAUCACGUAAGGAUAAGCUCAGUUCGUCAACGGAACUAGAUGUUGCAAAGGCGUAUCGUAUAGCUCUUCAGCUACCCGACAGUACUACCCUCAAUGCUUCAUCUCGUUUCAUUGAUCUUGGCGGUCAUUCGCUUCGACAAUUAGAACUUCUCCGCCAUCUCUCCGCCACUACUGGUGUGCAACUAUCCUUGAAAAUGGUUCUUAUAAACCCAACGAUACGGGACCUUGCAAUGGCCGUAGCCGAGCGUAUCAGUUUAGCGCCGUCCCCUGUCGAUGACCACAACCAAAAGUUCCCAAUACAGGAGGAGCUGGCAACGCCCAUCGAAACCGAAUGGAUGAGGAAGUACCUCACAUCAGCCAGCUCAUCUGCAUUCAACGUUUGCUACUCGUCUCGCUUCGACAAUAAUGUUGUGAGCAAGGAAAGACUCAUCACGGCAUGGAACUCUGUGCUGGCUCGGCAUCACCUUUUAGGCUGUCGGUAUACAUAUCGCAAUGAAAACGAAGUCAUUCGGGUUAAUCCUGGCUAUGUUCCUCGCGUUCAGACGCCCUGCUCUCUCGAAUUAAGCACAGAAGUGAACCGACCAUUUGCUCUGGAUGUUGAGGAGCCGGUGCGAGUUUUCGUCACAGCAGAUUCGUUGACCAUCGUCAUGAGCCACAUCAUCGCAGACUACACGGCCUUAGCGAUAUUGAUGCGUGAGGCUUCUGAGGCCUAUCAUGGAAGUCUCUUAGACGAUGCACCACGAAGCUAUGCAUUAGCAAGAGUCUGGUCCGACGCCAUCUCUCAAAGUAGUUUGGAUUUCUGGACCGGGUAUCUACAAGACUGUCCCGAAAACCCGCAACCGUUUGGCUCGGAUGUGUCCCGUUCGGACUACUCUGGGACCUCCACACUCACCACAAUCGAUGCUGACAUCUUCGAGAAAGCUCUCGAAUACUCUGUCGCCACCAACACAACACUACAGCAAAUCGCGCUUGCGUGUGUUGCAAUGUGUCUGGACGAGUGUCCUUUCAAGACCGAUAUCGUUCUAGGUGUUCCUCACAUCAACAGGGAUACUGCAGAUGACCUCAACACUUUUGGCUUAUUCCUUCAACCUCUUCCAGUCCGGAUUCAAUGCGACACCAACUCUGAAAACGAUGUGACAGAAGCCACGAAGUUGAGUUCGCAGCAGGCUUUGGCACACGCAAUCCCAUGGGACCAGCUACUGCAGCAUCUGGGGAUUGUCACGCAAUAUCCCAAUCACCCGUUAUUCGACGUGAUGGUCACAAUGCACGACUUUAGGCAGGCGAACGAUUUGAAUAUGAGCGUGCCUGGAUUUGAGCCGUUACUUAUUUGGUCUGAAGGAGCCAAGUUCAAGCUUAUGUGCGAAUUCACGGCUUUGCCAAAUGGGAAGCUCAUGCUGAGACUGGAGUACGAUUCUGGCCUUCUUUCGGAAAGUCAGAUUCAGCGAAUUCGAACGUCUAUACCGAUCGCGAUGCGUCUGAUUUCGAGCGGAAGGGGACAUAAGGAGAUCAAGCUUGCACUUGGAAACAUGCAAAAGAACUCAAUCUCGGAUAGUGGGGUCUUGAGUCCAGAGUGCUGCUUCGGUAAAAGUCUGCGAGACCUCUGAUCCUCUUUAGUUGGCAGACAGGAUUACGGUUUUGUUGUGAAUGUCUUACAAUUUAUCUUUGUCUGGGUUUCUCGUACUUUUCCUAUAGCCUUUUUGAAUCAAUAUACGCGUUUGAAUGCCUAGUUUGGCACCGGUGAACUAGAGCACGCUCAACAUGUUACAGCGAAAAGCGACAAUACUCUUGCAAUUAUCAAGUUUGUGAAGAAUUUGUCGCUUGAUGGCUGAUGGUGAUGAUAGUAACUAUUUG